AUUUUUUACUUUAAUGUUGCAGUUGAAGAUAUGGCAACUCUAGAGGACAAAUUGCUUGGAGAGAAGCUUGAGUACUAUUGUAGUAGCAGUGAGAGUGAUGGUGAGCAUGACAGUGAUGCAGAAUUUGAGAGUAUCAAUAAAAGUGGCCCCAAUCCAGCCUCUGCAGUUGUAGAAAAACCUGACAUUGGUAGAUGGGAAGGAAUAUCCACAAAUACUGGCCCUAAGGGAGUAAUAAAAGACUGGCAGCGCUACAAGCAGCUGGAAACUGAGAGAAGGGCAGAGCAGGAUAAGGAAAGGCUAGAUCUCAUCAAGAGGCUCUCACUUACCUGUCGUUCAACUUUGGAUGAUGAAAAAGCCAAGGAGGAAGAUGAGGAAAUCCAGAAAUUGCUGGAGGAUUCUUUCUUGGAAACAUAUAUACAAAAGCGGAUGGAAGAAAUGAUGAUUCAAUCCAAUUCAAUGCCAACAUUUGGGAAGGUGAUUACUCUCUCUUCUGGAUCUGAGUUCCUGGAUGCCAUAGAAAAAGAGGAUAAGAAUGUGACAGUUGUCAUCCAUCUUUAUGAAGAGCAUUCAGAGGCUUGCAGAGCCAUGUCUGGAAGCCUCAUGUGUAUAGCUCAAGAGUAUCCCCAAGUGAAGAUAUGUCAACUUAGAGCUUCCUCAGUUGGAGUGUCCCCCCAGUUUAAAUCUUAUGGAGUGCCAGCUAUCUUGGUCUAUAAAGGAGGGAACUUGAUGGCCACUUUUGUUUCACUAACUCAGGAGUUUGGAGAUGAUUUCUUUGCAAAUGAGGUUGAGGGCUUCCUCAUUGAGCAUGGGGUAUUGCCAGACAAGAGCCUAGUCCCAGAAGUGAUUCGACGGAAGGCACCUGAACCUGAACACGACAGUGAUCUGGAUCUCGACUGAUCUGUGAUAUCGCUUCCCUGUGUCUGACUUGCUUUCCCAUGUGGUCUUCAACUCCUUACAUGUUUUGCAAAGACAAGGGUGCCUGCAAGGCCUGAUCACUUUACCUGGUGUCUCCAAUGACCUCUGAGAUCAACACAAGUUGUUAAUAUCUACCUUGAAUAUUUCACACAUGUUCUUUUCAUAUGUUCAGGGUGGGCUAUAAAUAUUACAAAGCACAUGUAACUUUCUAUUCCUGCAUGCCCAUGAAAAGCAAGAUGAAAAAGACAGUACACAUAUUCUAGUCUCUCUUUGAUGACUAAUUUUGUGUGUUCCUACAGGGAAAUAUAAGACAUUAAUUUGGCAUGAAUACUUAUGGCCCACCCUGUAUUGUCCUGAAAGAGAAUUGGCACAUUCCAAAUCAACCAUGGGAUGUGCAUUUUAUUUAAUUGCUGAGAGUUUGUUGGGUUAAGGAGUUUGCAGUAUUGACUAUAUAUGACUGAGAGUUCUCCUUCCCUGUAUAUGUGAUAACACGCUGGC
Molecule: messenger RNA, 1413 nt
Organism: Darwinula stevensoni
Lineage: Eukaryota; Metazoa; Arthropoda; Ostracoda; Podocopida; Darwinulidae
Source: the annotation of a GenBank genome assembly